UAUAAGAGAAUUAUAAUUGAACCAAUCGCCUCAAAUAUAUUCGUACAAUAUAUGUUCACCACAUCAACAACGUUGAUAAUAUUCUGUGCAUAGAAUCACUGAAUACGCCAUACUAUUGAAAUGUUUCUCCAGGCAGGCUAUGACUUUCACCAAGAGAAACUGUUUUUGUACCAAAGGUCUAGAGAAAUAGGUUAGGUUGCUAAACCAAGUGGAUAGUGCCCAUUAAUGCAAUAAUUUCAAAUGAAGUGCCGAAUGUUGGAAGGGUACAAAGUUGAGUGUCCAAAAGUGAAUUUAACCAACCAGCAGCUCACAAAACGGCGGCCGGUUGAUUCAGGCGCUCAGCCUAAACACUAAACAGCAAAGCCCUACCGGGAAAAUUCUCUAAUAGGCAUUCUCAAAUCGCGACGAUGUCCUCGUCGGUCUCGUCUUCGUUCCGCCUUCUCACCACCAGAAUCCCAGUCCCCCUCUCAUCAACCAAGUCACUCUUCUCCUCCUCCUCAUUCAAACCCACCCUUUCAUCUCCCUUCCUUAUCUCCAAAUCCAUUUCAUUCCAGCGAAUCGAGACGAGGAACCAAUCGCGAUCACCAACAUCAAUCUCAGCAUCGAGCUCCACAUCUCUGCAACCCGUCGAAGAGCUCCCUCCCAAGCUCCAAGAAAUCGUGAAGCUUUUCCAGUCCGUGCAGGAACCCAAAGCCAAAUACGAGCAGCUGCUUUUCUACGGCAAGAACUUGAAGCCGCUGGAUGCCCAGUUCAAGACAAAACUGAACAAAGUGGAAGGAUGCGUUUCUCAAGUCUGGGUCAGGGCUUACUUGGACAACGAUCGGAAUGUCUCGUUCGAGGCGGAUUCCGAUUCUGUUCUCACCAAGGGCCUCGCUGCUUUGCUCGUUCUAGGUCUCUCAGGGCGGCCAGUCGAAGAGGUUUUGAGGGUCUCUCCUGAUUUCGCCGUGCUUCUUGGUCUUCAACAGAGUUUGACCCCUUCCAGGAAUAAUGGGUUCUUGAAUAUGCUCAAGUUGAUGCAGAAGAAAGCUCUUGAGCUGUAUGUUGAAGCAGAAAAGGGUGUGCUAGAGUCUGCCCAAAGUUCAGAGGGGGGUAGCGUUCAUAAUGAAUUACAAAGCUCGAAGUUGGAGUCAAAUGGCGAUGCUAGUUCCAGUAAUUCAACUGUGGUUGGCAGCAGCAGCGUGGGUGAGGGUUUGGUAUCAAAGAAAGACGUGAAAGCCUCCGAAUUUCCUGGUCUAGGGAGUAGAGGGACUAGAAUUAAGGAAAAAUUGGAGAAGGAGUUAGACCCGGUUGAACUGGAUGUUGAAGAUGUUUCUUAUCAGCAUGCGGGGCAUGCUGGUGUUAGGGGGAGUGAUGGGGAGACGCAUUUCAACUUGAAAGUUGUUUCAAAGGAGUUUGAAGGGAAAAGCUUGGUGAAGAGGCAUAGGUUGAUCUAUGGUUUGCUGCAAGAGGAGCUGCAGAGUGGAUUGCACGCAUUAUCUAUUGUUGCCAAAACCCCGGCUGAAGUUGGAGCAACAUGAGGGUGAUUACCAGAUGGACAAUAGGUCCACACAUUUCAUACCCCUUGUUCCAGUCAAGUUUUUUGAGUUGAUAAAGUUAUAAUGCUGAUUGUAUUUUUGAAUCCUUAUAUUGCAGAACGAGUUACUUGUGAUCCUACCUGUAUAGUACGAUGUACUCUGCUUUUACUCCUUAAGUGAACUGCUCUUACUUGUGAUUUUGGGGUGAAGAAAGUCCGUAAGGCAAACCGUGUCAAUUCGGAUACAUGUUCUGCAUAUAUAAAAAAUACUUGCAAUGCCUUGAAGUGACCUGUUUUGUAGGGACGAUUGUUGAAAGUGAGGGCAAAUUUAUGUGAUUUUUUCUUCUGUCUCUCUCCCCCAUCUCAUUUGAGCUAUGUAUGUAUACAGAAUUAGAACUUGGGUACAGGACUACAGGGUAUUAAUCAUUCUGGAUUAGUUAUCCGUUUAUGAUGAGUAAUAAUGAAAAGGACUAGUGUUU
Messenger RNA from Linum trigynum, 1992 nucleotides. The record is from the annotation of a GenBank genome assembly. NCBI's taxonomy places the organism in Eukaryota, Viridiplantae, Streptophyta, Magnoliopsida, Malpighiales, Linaceae.